This is a messenger RNA of Oncorhynchus masou masou (cherry salmon), 2510 nucleotides long. Its product is annotated as WD repeat and SOCS box-containing protein 1. The record is from RefSeq and is a predicted model, not a curated record. The coding region runs from base 356 to 1624 and encodes 422 amino acids. The transcript has 9 exons. Lineage: Eukaryota; Metazoa; Chordata; Actinopteri; Salmoniformes; Salmonidae. Gene Ontology annotation, molecular function: protein binding. Gene Ontology annotation, biological process: protein polyubiquitination; intracellular signal transduction.
AAGAAAAGAUGCCAUCAAGUCUACUCUUCAGCCAUUGUAUUUCAACGGUGUGCUUGUAACACAGUCAUUUCGUGGAUUUCAAUAUACUCAGAUUUUAGCUAUCCAGUUGAAUUGAACAAAACCUAGUCUGCACACGGAUUUUAAAGAAGAUCAUUCCUAAAAUAAUUGUUUUUUUUAGGGCUCACGCGAUAUUAAAUUUGCAGCAGGCUACGUGCGCUACGUGCACAGCAUUCCAGACGUCGGAAUCCAGCUUUCUCUCUGGCUAAAUUAUAAAACUAGCUACUUUGUUUAUUUUCCACAAAACUUUUGUUAUUAAACCAAUAGUAUUUUCUCUACGGAUCCGGUUUCUAUUUAGAUGGCAAGCUUCCCUAAUUCUGUAAACGAAAAUGAAAUAGGUAAGGCUAAGUUCAUUGGUGAACUCUUAGUGCCUGUUGCUCCCUUUGACCAGAAGUCCGGGCGAGAGACCUGGACUGUAGCCUUUGCACCUGAUGGUUCCUACUUCGCUUGGUCUCAAGGGCAUCGCAUUGUGACGCUUGUUCCCUGGUCAAAAUGCCUGAAGAAUUUUGUUGGGGAAGGCUCCACCGGAGCGGGCCCUCGGCGUUUGUCGCGGCAGAACAGCGAGGGGGGAACAGUGGUGCCAGUGGGCGAGCCCAGGGAGCAUACCAUCGACUGCGGUGACAUCGUGUGGGGCCUGGCCUUUGGCUCAUCUGUGCCAGAGAAGCAGAGUCGCUGCGUCAACAUCGAGUGGCACCGUUUCAAGUUCGGUCAGGACCAGCUGCUGCUUGCUACGGGCCUCAACAAUGGACGUGUCAAGAUCUGGGACGUCUAUACUGGAAAGCUGUUGCUGAAUCUCAUGGACCAUACAGAUAUAGUGCGAGACCUGACUUUCGCCCCUGACGGCAGCCUCAUGCUAGUCUCGGCAUCCAGAGACAAAACCCUGAGGGUCUGGGACCUGAAAGAUGACGGCAACAUGGUGAAAGUGUUGCGGGGUCAUCAGAACUGGGUCUAUUGCAGCGCAUUCUCACCAGACUCCUCAGUCCUCUGCUCUGUCGGAGCCAGUAAAUCGGUGUUCCUUUGGGAUAUGGAUAAAUAUUCCCUGAUCCGGAAGCUGGAGGGUCACCAUAAUGACGUGGUGUCCUGUGAGUUCUCUCCUGAUGGCGCCUUGCUCGCCACCGCUUCCUACGACACCCGCGUCAUCAUCUGGGACCCCCAUGUGGGCACUGUGCUGCUGGAGCUAGCGCACCUCUUCCCUCCCCCCUCGCCCAUCUUUGCAGGAGGGGCCAACGAUCGCUGGGUACGUUCCGUAGCAUUCUGUCACGACGGGCGUCACAUCGCCAGCAUCACUGACGACAGAAUGGUGCGUUUCUGGACCAUUGAUGAGAAGUCUCCCAAAGCCAUCGCUCCCCUCAUUAAUGGCCUCUGUUGUGCCUUCUCCAUUGAUGGGAGUGUCUUAGCAGCUGGAUCUCGAGACGGCAGCGUGCAUUUCUGGGCGUGCCCAAAGGGCAUUGCCAGCCUGCAGCACCUGUGUCGCAUGGCACUACGACGGGUCAUGUCCACCCAGCAGGUGCAGACGCUGCCCAUCCCGCCCCGCAUACGCUCCUACCUGUCUUACCAAGAUCUCUAGCCCUUCACCCUCACCGCUCAACACCGCACGCUGGAAACCAAUGAAUAUUACCUUCCUAGAAAAAACACCCAGGAUAAAGAAGACAACAAAAGAGGAAAACUUGAUUUACAGACUAACACCCCCAUACUCUUCUGUGGCAAGGCAGCUUCUUUUUCUAUGUAUUUAUUUUUGUUGGUUUACUUUUGUUUGUGCAAGCCACGGUGUCCCUCAAGGAGUGUGCUUGAAUGGUUAAGUUAUUUCAGUGGCCUGUCUCUCUGCUUAAGAUGUUCUUACCAUAUCAGUCACCUCUGGAUAGUUCUGCAUUCUUCCUGCAAUAGAGACUUGUUCUCUGUAGAUAAUUGGCCGCUUUUAGAUUUUCGAUGCUCCCUAACUGUCUAGCUUAGAUUUCGAAUGCUUCUUAAAAAGCUGGACAAAUCGAGGAGACUAAAAGUAGAGGUCCAUUAUCCUUUCUACAGUUUCCAUUUGGUUUUGGUAAUUUCAAUAUCAAUUGAGAUCGUUUUCCCUUUCCCUAAAUACCUUUAUUUAUUUAAGAAAUAGUCAAACUAUCUGCGGUUCGGCUUGAAUGUGCUCGCGGACUGGAUCCGGUGUUUAACAUCACUGGGGUAAGUGAAUGACUGCUGAUAAGAUUUAGUGUAGUGCUCUCCCAAUGUUUUCUGCUACCCUAGAUCUCCCCAGGUCUUAACCCUCACUCACUCGCUGCCCCAGCUCCUCAAUGGGCUUUUCUUUCCACACCUCCAUCCUCACUCAUGUCCAGGAGGGAAAUGAGGGCCUAUAGCCUUCACUGUCUCACUCCAAAAUAAUAGCGACCCAUGGCCUGACCUGUUUUGCUUCUCAUAAUAUGUAUAUUUUUUACCUGUAAAAAUAAAAUAAAAAUCUGUAUAGACAA